UUAUUUAUAAAAGAAAAAAGAAAAAAAAAAAAAAGAAAAAGGAAAAAGAAAAGCUUACCUAAAAGACAGAACAAAACAGCUUCUGCUUCAGAGUACCUAAUCUUUGCUCUUCUUCUUCAAUGUCAUCUCUCUAGAAAGAAAAUUAUAUAUAUAAAAAAAAAAAUCACAAUGUCUUGGCUGUUCAAGUCAUUCCAAUCCAGCGAUCCAGAUUCAUCAUCAUCAUCAUCAUCUCCAAAAGACGACAUAUCAGUAAUCAGCGACUCAAUCAGCCGGCAAUUACGGGGCGUAGCGAAUUUCCUGGCACCGCCUCCAUCACCGCCGUCUCCGUCUGAAAAUAAAUCAGAACCGUUGGAUUCUCAGUCGCAGGCUCUUCAAGGGAUCCGAAAUGAUCUAGCGGAGAUAGGAGGGAGCUUGAAAAGUGGCCUCUCUUUACUUUCUACUAAUAAGGCGGUUACUGAGAUCUCUAAAUUUACCUCUAGUUUAUUGCAAUUUCAAAGUAAUAGUAAUUAUCGAGAUAACGAUGAUGAUUAUGAGGAUGACGACGAUGACGUGGCAGGAAUUACAAAUGAGGUUAUUGAUUUUGUUAAAGAAAUUUCUAGCAGACCUGAAUGUUGGACUGAUUUUCCAUUAUCACUACACUACGAUUUUAAAAUGUCUGAUGCUCAGAGGGAACAUGCUUCAAUUGUUGAACAUUUUGUUCCCAGUUUGAAAGCUCUUAGAGCUAACCUACAUGGUCACAUGGGGGAUGAACAGUUCUGGUUGAUUUAUUUUAUAUUGUUGCUUCCAAGAUUGAAUGAACAUGACAUUGAGAUUCUAUCAACUCCCCAGAUAGUUGAAACAAGAAAUAUACUUCUGCAGAAGCUGCAAAACAAGAAAAAUCUGAAGGUGGAGAACUCUGAUCCUGCCAGUCUUCAUAUAUCUCAAGAUAGCAGCAAAAUAACUGAGAGAUCAGAGGACAAUAUCCCAUCUCAGGGUAAAGAGGUCACUGAGAUUGCAAAUGCAACUGGAAGGUUAGAGAUUGAUGAUGAAGAGAGUGCUGAUCAGUGGUUGAAAGAGACAGAGAUCAAUACAGACACCACCCUGGAUGGACAGAAAAAACUCGAACAUGAAGAGGAUGUGUCAUUUAGUGACCUGGAGGAUGAUGACAACGAUCUUGCAAGUAGACUAUCAGGUUCUAAGAAAGCACAAGAAAUUACUAGGGUUCCUUCACCCAGUGGAUCUAGUGAUUGGGUCCAGCUGAACGAGAGUUCUGAGACUCAGGCUGGUCUGCAAAAGGCAAGGCAGUCUAUUUCUCGCGAGAAAGAUUCAGAUGGUGAGUCCAAUGAUUGGCUUAAAGUUGAUGACUUUGACUAGAAAAUCCAGUGUUUGUCAAUAACCGAUUUAUUGUAAAGUUUCUUUUUUCCUUUUUAACGUUUGGUCUCUGUACUUGAGAAAUUCAACCUGUUAAGUAUGCUUAAACUAAUAAUUUAAGUGUCUGUAAAGCCAUUCAGUCUUUUACAAAAAUGUCUCUUGUCCUGAUGGAUUAUAUAUUCUGGGUAUUUUGUAUAUAUCCUUUUGAGUAAAAGGAAUUCUAGAAUUGUUUA
Molecule: messenger RNA, 1583 nt
Organism: Ricinus communis (castor bean)
Lineage: Eukaryota; Viridiplantae; Streptophyta; Magnoliopsida; Malpighiales; Euphorbiaceae
Exons: 3
Coding region: 169-1353 (394 amino acids)
Source: RefSeq, a predicted model, not a curated record